AUGGCGGAAAUUCAAGACGCUGCAAAGAUCAUUAAAAAUAUUAAUUCAUUAAAAAUUAACCAUGGUUUGAUUAUAAAUGCUAAAGGAGUGUGCCCUUCAAAAUUUUCUGCAUAUUCGCCAUGUUCUCGACCUAAAGCUACGCCGUUAGUUAGCUCUUUUGAAGCAACGUUGAAAUUUUCUACAAAACGGCGAGAUUCUUUUUUGUUUAAGAAUCAUAUUGACCACUAUGCCCUUGAUUUGAAGCAUUGUGACUGGAUAUUUGCAAAUUCCGCUGAAACCCUUUUAAUUAAUGAGUCGCCUAUUAAUGAUGUAUGUUUAAAAGUACAAUGUUCGCAAUUUGAAUUAAUUGUUGAAAAAGAAACGAUAAAACCUUCCGAAGAAAUAGUUGCCAAAAUAAAAGAGGCUCUGGAACAUUAUAACCCCUAUAAUGAAUUAAUGAAUAUUUUCGAAAUUUACGGAAAAUUUAUUCCUAAAAAACUUAUUCUUGGACAUAAAUUAUAUAGAGUUACUUGUUUAAUUGUGGAUGAGAGUUUGCCAGAUGCUAACUUUAAAGAAGGAGAACGGACAGCCGAUUUUAUGACAGAAGAAUAUAAUGAUAUUUUAAAUCAGUGGGAAAAAUGCAUAGGUUCACGUGGUUUUGAUUCGUCUUAUUUUGUGACCGUAGACGAUAAAUUAAUUAUGAAAGAUGAGCUUGAAAAGUGGAUGAAAAUUUGCUCAGAAAGCGAUUAUGACUCAUUACAAAUAAUCAGUUUAGAUGAAUUAUGUCCAAUAUAUGAAAUAUUUGAUGAGUCUCUUUGUGAUGAAAUUAAAUCUAUUCUUGGAAUAAAUUGUCAGCCAGAAAGUUUUAACAUAAAAGAAAAGGUACUAUUUUCUGGAAUAAUUCCAGUUAAUGCCCCGCCUUUUUCUUAUCGUGCGAAUUUUCCAGUUUGUUUUAAAUCAAAUAAUUACCAAGUUUUUGGAAAACUCGUGAAACAAAGUGGAGAACCAAUUGAUAAAGUUACCAUCAAGUUCAAAUUUAUUGAUAUAUAUGGAUUCUAUGCAUUCGUGGAAAAUUUUGAUGCAAUUGCUGAGCAUACAGAAUUGCAAAUAGAAUGGAUAUUAAUCGGAAUACCUGCUAAAAUUGGAUUUUUUAGCAUAAACACACGAAAUAUUCGCAUUUUAAGAUCGAUUAAUACUUCAUUUUCACCAAGAUUAAAUGAAAACAACUGGAAUAUUACAUUAAAUAUUCAAGAAAGUCUACCACAAUAUUCAUUUCUUGUUACUUCAUUUAAAUAUUCAUCAAAUUAUGAGCGAAGCUUCGAUGUUGAUGCUCUAAACUACCGAUGUAACGAUAAUAAAAUCGAACUUAAUGUUUAUAUUGCUGAUAACAAAGAUAUGAAAUCUUCACCUAUGGAAAUAUGUGAUUCUGAUGGAAAUAAUUUUAAAAAUAAAGAAGUUAAUGGCGAUGAACCAAAAUGCUUAAUCCAAUGUUUUAUUCUUUUCUUAGAAAGCCGGGAAAAAUUGGCAGUACAUUUGAAUGCUAUAGGCAAAACUGUUAGUCUCGAGGAAGAGAUGACCAGUAAACUACAGAAUAUCGAAAUAAAUUCAGUUGAAUCUAAACAUGACAAUUAUGAAGAAAAAGGUCCUGAAAACUACAUAAAUAUUUCUCAACCAAAUUUCGGA
Molecule: messenger RNA, 1662 nt
Organism: Cetraspora pellucida
Lineage: Eukaryota; Fungi; Glomeromycota; Glomeromycetes; Diversisporales; Gigasporaceae
Source: the annotation of a GenBank genome assembly